Staurois parvus is the source of this 336-nucleotide messenger RNA. The record is from the annotation of a GenBank genome assembly. NCBI's taxonomy places the organism in Eukaryota, Metazoa, Chordata, Amphibia, Anura, Ranidae.
CCUGUACUGUUCCCUCCUGAUCCCAGUACUGUGCCCUCCUGCCUCCCCCAGUAUUGUGCCCUCCUGAUCCCCCUGUACUGUGCCCUCCUGCCUCCCCCAGUAUUGUGCCCUCCUGAUCCAGUACUGUGCCCUCCUGACUCCCCCUGUACUGUGCCCUCCUGGCUCCCCCAGUAUUGUGCCCUCCUGAUCCCAGUACUGUGCCCUCCUGAUCCCAGUACUGUGCCCUCCUGAUCCGAGUAUUGUGCCCUCCUGAUCCCAGUAUUGUUCCCUCCUGACAUGCAAUAUGCUGCACUCCAUUAGUGUGAACCCAUUAGUGUGCAGAUCAUGAGUCCCCCC